AUGGACCUGGGAAUAUUGAGACAGACAGAGACUGGAGAAAUAACUGACAAUAUUGAUUCCGCUGUCCAUUUUCCAGACACAGAGAGGGCAGAAUGGCUCAACAAGACUGUAAAACAGAUGUGGCCUUUUAUUUGCCAAUUUAUUGAGAAACUCUUCCGGGAGACCAUAGAACCAGCAGUAAGAGGAGCAAACAACCACCUCAGUACCUUCAGUUUUACAAAGAUUGAUAUUGGUCAUCAGCCUCUACGGAUAAAUGGUGUAAAAGUGUACACUGAAAAUGUGGACAAAAGGCAGAUCAUUCUGGACCUUCAAAUCAGUUUUGUUGGAAACUGUGAAAUUGAUUUGGAAAUCAAGAGAUACUUCUGCAGAGCUGGCGUUAAAAGUAUACAGAUCCAUGGCACUAUGAGGGUUAUCCUGGAACCACUAAUUGGAGACAUGCCCCUAAUUGGAGCGCUAUCCCUUUUUUUCCUUAGGAAACCUCUUUUGGAAAUUAACUGGACUGGACUGACCAAUCUUCUGGAUGUUCCAGGACUGAAUGGCUUAUCAGAUACAAUAAUAUUGGAUAUCAUAUCCAACUACCUGGUUCUUCCAAACAGAAUUACAGUCCCUCUUGUCAGCGAAGUGCAGAUUGCUCAGUUGCGGUUUCCUAUACCAAAGGGUGUUCUAAGGAUACACUUUAUUGAAGCUCAGGACCUGGAGGGGAAAGAUACUUACCUAAAAGGGAUUGUUAAAGGAAAGUCAGAUCCCUAUGGAAUCAUCCGUGUGGGCAACCAGAUUUUCCAAAGCAAGGUCAUCAAAGAAAACCUCAAUCCAAAAUGGAAUGAAGUUUAUGAGGCCUUAGUAUAUGAACAUCCAGGACAAGAGCUAGAGAUUGAGCUCUUUGAUGAAGAUCCAGAUAAAGAUGACUUCCUGGGAAGUUUGAUGAUAGAUUUAAUUGAAGUUGAAAAGGAGCGUCUUCUAGAUGAGUGGUUUACUUUGGAUGAAGUGUCCAAAGGAAAAUUACAUUUAAAACUGGAAUGGCUCACAUUGAUGCCAACUGCUGAAAAUCUAGACAAGGUGCUAACAAGCAUUAGAGCUGAUAAAGACCAAGCCAAUGAUGGACUUUCUUCUGCAUUACUUAUUCUCUAUUUGGACUCAGCACGAAACCUGCCUCAUAAUCCAUUAGAAAUUAACCCUGAUGGCUUGAAGAAGGCUGCUGUUCAGAAAGCCCUAAAGUCAGGAAAGAAAAUAAACAGCAAUCCCAACCCACUUGUUUUGCUGUCAGUUGGACAUAAGGCACAGGAAAGUAAGAUUCGAUACAAGACCAAUGAACCAGUAUGGGAGGAAAACUUCACUUUCUUUGUUCACAACCCCAAAAGACAAGAUCUUGAAGUUGAGGUGAGGGACGAACAGCACCAGUGUUCUUUGGGGAACUUCAAGCUGCCUCUAAGCCAGUUGCUGGAAAGUGAAGAUUUAACUAUGCAUCAGCGGUUCCACCUGAGCAACUCCGGUCCAAACAGCACUAUAAACAUGAAGAUUGCACUCAGGGUCCUUUCUCUUGAAAAGCAAGCAAGAUCUCCAGAUCAUCAACACUCAGCCCAAGUAAAAAGGCCAUCUCUUUCCAAAGACGCAAGAAAAUCAUCUUUUAAGCCUCAGGUUCCUGUCUCACCACCACCUGAUUCAAACAAACCUGUUCCAGCUUCCCCAGUGACUGAUACGGAUAAAAAGACUGAUACGGUGGAAAAAAGUCAACCUCCCAAUGCUAGCCCUCAGUGGCCAACCGAUCUCAGUCGAAGUUCCUCCAGUCUUCAUGCCUCUAACUUCUCUUACUCUCCCAGCCACCUCUCGGUCAAAGAACCUACUCCGAGCAUAGCCUCAGACAUAUCUCUGCCUAUCGCCACACAGGAACUACGGCAAAGACUACGACAGCUUGAAAAUGGAACAACUCUGGGGCAGUCUCCAUUAGGACAGAUUCAGCUAACAAUUCGUCAUAGUUCACAAAGAAACAAACUGAUUGUGGUUGUGCACUCCUGCAGAAAUCUAAUAGCAUUUUCAGAGGAAGGAUCUGAUCCAUAUGUGCGAAUGUAUUUAUUGCCUGAUAAGAGACGAUCAGGAAGAAGAAAAACACAUGUAUCAAAGAAGACCUUAAACCCAGUGUUUGAUCAAAUAUUUGAUUUCAGUGUUUCCCUGCCUGAAGUACAGAGAAGAACACUAGAUGUAGCAGUGAAGAACAGUGGUGGUUUCUUGUCCAAAGAUAAAGGGCUGCUUGGCAAAUUAUUAAUACCUCUGGCAUCUGAAGAACUUGCUAAAGGCUGGACCCAGUGGUAUGAUUUAACAGAAGAUGGUACAAGGCCACAUGGUGCAAGUUAGACCCAUGGAUACUGGGAAUUCCCCAUACAUAAUUUUGCCAACCUUUAUAUAUUUUUAAAGCAUCAUUCUCAACAGAUGUACCGACAUUAUUUUUAUAGCUUUACUGAUUUAGUUCUUAGACACAUCCCGAAUAAUUUUGUAACACUUGGUCAUUUUAUGUAGACAUAGCCCUUCUCAUUGUUAAACUUUGUAUUUUAAUUUGCUAAACAAUUUUAUGUGUUACUGUAAUGUGCAAUAGUAUGGUAAAGUAACCUUCUGUGUUUAAAUUGAUCUUUAUGAUGGCUGUACCUAUUAGAAAGUGAAAAGAUUAUGUUCUGCUGUUUUCCUGCCUUGUUUUAUAUCUCACCAGGGUAUACUGUACCAUGUAAAUAUAUACUAUUUUUUUAUAAUUCUUUCAUGCUGGUUUGAAUUCAGAAGAAAAUUAUAAAGGAUAUAGAUAUUUUCUUCUAAAUGCAUGUUAAUUUC
Molecule: messenger RNA, 2814 nt
Organism: Charadrius vociferus (killdeer)
Lineage: Eukaryota; Metazoa; Chordata; Aves; Charadriiformes; Charadriidae
Gene: ESYT2
Product: extended synaptotagmin-like protein 2
Exons: 23
Coding region: 1-2349 (782 amino acids)
Biological process (GO): lipid transport
Molecular function (GO): lipid binding
Source: RefSeq, a predicted model, not a curated record